Messenger RNA from Thlaspi arvense, 1479 nucleotides. Lineage: Eukaryota; Viridiplantae; Streptophyta; Magnoliopsida; Brassicales; Brassicaceae. The record is from the annotation of a GenBank genome assembly.
GUUUUGUUUCUUUUAAGUUCUGAUUUCCUGUUCUUUGUUUUUCUUUGUUUCACAGGUAACUUAAUAGAAAAAAGGAUCAAUUUUUCUGACGGCAUGAUUCACUAUACUGUUUUCCGUUUAUAUUAUUAUAAGGCGGGUGAUUUCAGCUCUUCCAUCGGAUAACAUGAACAAUGUUUCCGGCGAUCGCAUUGACGACGGCCUUUCCACCGCCGUCGCAGUCCCUGCCUCUACAACCGUACAAAAUCGCCUCCCACUGAUCGUCCCGUCCGCGUCUACGCCGAUGGGAUCUACGAUCUUUUCCACUUUGGUCACGCUCGAUCUCUCGAACAGGCUAAGAAACCGGAAAGAGUUUUUGUGUGGUAACCACAUCUUCUUUCUCUCGGAUUCUCUGUCUUUAUUCCACAUCAAGAUGGUAACGCCAACUACAAGAAUGGUUGAUCUCCGGUCCGACACGGUGACUAAGCCAACUGAGUCAAUACGUUCAGCGAUGGCAAACGCGAAAGGACGACGUUUUGGGGAACGAUCCAACUGCCGUGCGCUUGGAGAGAGAGGCCUCGGUGGAGUACAUCCUAGGACGGUGAAGAACGAAGAAGACGAGACUAUGGAGAUUGGUUCUCUUGAAGCUGCGGUGAGGAGUCCCAAAGGAGAUCUUCAUUAUCCGCUUACUAAGCUUAUAUGUCUUGAGAACACUCAAGCAAAUUGUGGAGGUAGAUGCUUGCCUAUAGAGUAUAUUGACAAAGUUGGAGAAUUGGCCAAGAAACAUGGCUUGAAGCUUCACAUCGACGGAGCUCGGAUCUUCAACGCUUCUACUGCACUCCAAGUACCGAUGAAGAGGAUUGUUCGAGCCGCAGAUUCAGUCUCGGCAAGGUGGUUAAGGAAAACAUUAGGCGGAGGAAUGAGUCAGAUCGGUGUGCUCUGCGGCGCGGCAUUGGUGGCUCUACAUGAAAACGUCGCCAAGCUUGACCACAAGAAAGCCAAGAUCUUGACAGAAGGACUGAACCAGAUUGAACGGUUAAGAACGUUGCGGUAGUGGAAACGAACAUCUAUACUCCUAGAAAGAAGAAUAGUUAUAAUAAUCAUCAAAAAUCAGGCACGAUGAUGACACAAACUUGGAAGCCUGUUUUUGGUUGAAUUGCAACGUCGGUGACACCGCCGAUAAGGACGAACAUGGCUCCAAAGAAAUUAGUCAUGUGUCCUGCUCUUGCUAUUUGAUUUUGUGAUGAAUACUUCAUGAUUAAGAUGAUCAAUCUUAUGUUUUUUUUUCUGGGUUGAACGCUCCAGUUCAAUUCACCAUCUCCAACGAAACUUUUUGAAUUUUAGGUUUUGUUUUCAUGAAUCAAAAUGUGAAUGUGUGCUAUACGUAAAAAAAAAAAAUACAAAUGUGAAUGUGUGUAGGAAUCUGAACGCUUAAUUUUUCUAGCUUAAUGACUUUCAUUUUUUGAAUUUAUAAUGGAGUUUAAAAUUGUUGCUUUAGCUGUU